AUGGCAGCCAUACGACAAUCGUUCUUCCAGUACAUUGACCAAAAUUUCGGACACGACACUGUACACACCAUGAAAAUAUUUGCGACAAAUAAUAAGAAGCUAGCUAAUUUGGAAAACCGUAAAUCGUUCCUCAUAAAGUGCAGACGACAAGGCGUAUUUCCCGCGCACAUUGUGAACUCAUUCAAGUGCGUGCAUGAGCUUCUGGCGGAAAAUGGUCCGUACAUCAACAAGAUUGACAGAGCCAUAAAUAGAUUCAAAAAGUCUAUUCUGAAUCUAGAAAUCAAGCAAACGUUCUAUAAAAUAAGGAAAACCCGAAAUCGAAUGAACGAAAUGAGAACCUGCAUCCGCUCCAGGACCAGUGAGAGUAUUGUGGAGGAAUUUGUUCAUACACAACAAGAAGCAUACAGUAACUGGUACAGCAGGAAGGAUAUGACAACAUCGAAGAAAUUCGCGCGUAUCAUUCAGAUACCAAACAACGACAAGGAAACACCUUCGUUCAAUGAGAAAGCAAUCCUUAAUGCAACCACGUUAACGAUCCCUGCAAACAUCGAACACCUUCUUAGUCUUGGUCCAAAUUUUGCGUUACCCACUACAUCGUUGACCCAAGUUCCAUUUUACCAUCUUCUAGCAGACACGGAACGAAUUCUGAUGACCAGUACUGAUAGAAAGAUACAAGACAGGAACCGAUGCAAAAUAGUGAAUGUAACACAAAAUUUCAUUCAUGGUUUUCAUUCGAUGGUCGAGACUCGAGACAGUACAACAAAAUUCUGCGUGACGUCGACAGAAAUAGCCAGGAAGUAUCUUAGCACACAUCCUGAAAUAUGUGUACUGUCCGCGGACAAAGGCAAUCGGACUGUUAUCAUGGUGAGGGAGGACUACAAUCAGAAAAUGCGAACGUUAGUGAAUGAUACUACCACGUACAAGAAAGUGCGAUACGACCCCACAACACGAUUCCAGAUCGGGAAUAACAACAUAGUCAAACGUCUUAAAGACCUGAAGCUCAUUGACUAUAAGACGGCAAAGGAACUGAGCUCAAACAAUGCGAUAUGUCCUAGGAUCUAUGGCCAGCCAAAAGCACACAAGACAGAACUACCACUUCGCCCUGUCAUUCCCAACAUAACAGCUCCAACAUACAAGUUAGCUAAGUUUGUCGCCAAUUUACUGCAAGCCUCACUCCACAGCCCAUACAGCUCAUUUGAAUUCUGCAAGCAGGUGAACAACAUGAGUCUCCCAGAGAACCACAUAAUGAUUUCCCUUGACGUCACAUCAUUGUUCACGAACGUACCGCGACAUCUGGUCAUUCGAAACAUAAUACACCGGUGGAAUGAAAUCCACACCCAAAUCAAUCUAGAUCUAUUCCUAGAAAUAGUGGAGUUUUUGUAUGGAGGCCAGCUAUUUCUGUUCGAGGACAGUACCACAAGCAAACGUAUGGAACAGCAAUGGCAGCCCACUUUCGCCUAUCAUCGCGGCGGAUAUCGUAUUAGAUUCAGUCAUCAGCAAAGCUAUGAGUUCUCUACCUUUCGAGACUACUAUUUUCAAAAAUACGUAGAUGACAUCUUUAUGACGAUUCCACGGGACUCUGGACAACUGAUCCUGGAACACUUUCAACAAUAUCGAAACCAAGAUUGCAGUUCACUUGAAAUUGAGGAAAACGGACGACUUCCUUUCUUGGAUAUGACCGUCAUCCGCAAACCAGAUCAAACCCUAACAACGGAAUGGUACGCCAAACAAAUUGCUUCAGGACGAAUGCUGAACUACACGUCGUUUCACCAACCAAAACACAAAAUUAACGUGGCGAAUAAUUUCAUACACAGAGUGUGUUCGCUCACAAACAACAAAUCCAUAGCAGAGAUCACCAAAAUAAUUCAUAGCCAUCUUCAGAGCAAUAACUACCCCAAGCAACUAAUAAACCGGCUAUUACAUCUGUACACCAGCAAAACACAAGAACCCGAACCACCAGCAGUUACACAAAGCCAACCAUCAUGUCAGCAUCCCACCCAACCAGCCAUAAUGCCAGCCCAUCCCACCCCACACAAUCAGCAAACACCGCCACCAGAUCAACAAAAUCAAGGAAACAUCAUCCCUGCAGUUCAAAACAUCUCCAUCCAGUCCAUCGCAACCUGA
Armigeres subalbatus is the source of this 2124-nucleotide messenger RNA. RefSeq lists its product as uncharacterized. The transcript has a single exon. Lineage: Eukaryota; Metazoa; Arthropoda; Insecta; Diptera; Culicidae. Bases 1 to 2124 code for a protein of 707 amino acids. The record is from RefSeq and is a predicted model, not a curated record.